UGGGAUCGUUGACGUCAGACGCAAAACGCCAGGCCUACCGCGGGAGCGUGAAGUGGGCUGCGAAUUCGUUUGGAGGAAUCCUUGAGCUCGCGGUGUGGGCGCCAUGAGCAAAGCUCACCCUCCCGAAUUGAAAAAAUUUAUGGACAAAAAGUUAUCAUUGAAAUUAAAUGGUGGCAGACAUGUCCAAGGAAUAUUGAGGGGAUUUGAUCCCUUUAUGAAUCUUGUGAUAGAUGAAUGUGUGGAGAUGGCAACUAGUGGGCAACAGAACAAUAUUGGAAUGGUGGUAAUACGAGGAAACAGUAUCAUCAUGUUGGAAGCCUUGGAACGAGUAUAAGCAAUGGCUGUGUUCACCAGAGACAUCAACCGCUUCCACGUCCCCUCUCCACGGCACAUGUUUUUUACUGCAAUAUGAAAAUCAGGUGUACAUUUUCAUAUUGAACUUUUUUGUUAAAUAAACUUUUGCAAUAGUCAAAAAUGCUUUCUUGGACAUUAUGAACAUAGAAAAUACAAUGCUAAAUCUUGCUCUAAUUUUUUCUAACAUGAACUAUUCUAACAAUUUGUUCAGAUGUUUUUAUGCGAUAUUGAAGAAUCUGACUAAAUGUGAAACAUGGCAAGGAUCCCUUUUUCCAUCUUCUAACACUGAACAAGAGAUAACCUACAAACCUAAGUGAGUUUUAUCUGCAACAUUAACUGUAAUUUUCAGAUCUCAGUGUAGUAACUUUGGUGUACUCUGACUUUUCCAAGUACAUAUACGUUCCAAGUGUAGUACAACAGAAGACACAGGAUGUCAUUGUUUAUUUUGAGCAUAAUUGGGAAACAGUUUUGCAUACAAGUAGAAAUAGAAUUCUAAAGAAAAACA
Manis pentadactyla (Chinese pangolin) is the source of this 859-nucleotide messenger RNA. It is a transcript of the gene SNRPG, whose product is annotated as small nuclear ribonucleoprotein polypeptide G. NCBI's taxonomy places the organism in Eukaryota, Metazoa, Chordata, Mammalia, Pholidota, Manidae. Gene Ontology annotation, cellular component: U1 snRNP; U2-type prespliceosome; catalytic step 2 spliceosome. The record is from RefSeq and is a predicted model, not a curated record. The coding region runs from base 104 to 334 and encodes 76 amino acids. Gene Ontology annotation, molecular function: RNA binding. The transcript has 4 exons. Gene Ontology annotation, biological process: spliceosomal snRNP assembly; mRNA splicing, via spliceosome.